AUGUCUUUAAAGAUGAUGUUGUAUGUUGAUGGAAGCAUAUUUCAACAAAUUAUUAAUAACUUUUAUCCAUAUAUUCUUAAUUUGAUGAAUACUGGAAAGGGGAAAGGUGAAACAAAGGGAAACGAAGGGGAAUGGGAAACGAAGGGAAAAGGAGAAACGAAUGGAAAGGUGAAAGGUGAAACGAAGGGAAACGAAGGGAUGGGAAAACGAAGGGAAAGGGGAAAACGAAGGGAAAGGGAAAACGAAGGGAAGGGAAAACGAAGGGGAAGGGAAAGGAAACACGAAGGGAAACGAAGGAAAGGGGAAAGGUGA
Molecule: messenger RNA, 312 nt
Organism: Rhizophagus irregularis DAOM 181602=DAOM 197198
Lineage: Eukaryota; Fungi; Glomeromycota; Glomeromycetes; Glomerales; Glomeraceae
Source: RefSeq, a predicted model, not a curated record